GACGUCUAUGUCCUAAACCUACACUUUCUGUUACUCGCUUUCUCGCCUUUUUUAUUUCUUGUAGCAUCUCUAUCAGCAGCAACCAAUAUGUCGUCCACUCACUACGAUGUCCUCAUCGUUGGCGCUGGCAUUGCUGGCUCAUCAAUGGCCCAUGCCUUGUCCACAAUCACUUCUAAAAGUCGCGACACACCACUCAAGAUAGCUCUUCUCGAGCGUUCUCUUGCGGAACCAGACCGAAUAGUUGGAGAACUACUUCAGCCUGGAGGAGUCGGCGCCCUAAAGAACAUCGGGAUGGAGUCAUGUGUCGAAAACAUUGGCGCGAUCUCUGUACAUGGAUACUGUGUUACACAUUCAGGUCGCUUGGUUCAUAUCCCAUAUCCUAACGGCUAUGAAGGAAGAAGCUUUCAUCAUGGUCGUUUCAUCAUGGCUUUGAGAGAAAAGGCGAAACAUGCCGCAGGAGUGGACGUUCUAGAGGCUACCGUAACUGACCUCAUCGAAUGCGAGUACACUAAAAGAGUUAUUGGCGUACGUGCAGCAAGGCAAAAUAGUGAGGAAGGGAAUGAAAAGGGGGGAAAGGAGUCUUUCUUUGCGGACUUGGUGAUUAUUGCAGACGGCUGCUUUUCAAAUUUCAGAAAUUCAGUUAUGGGUGAAGCUGCACGCAAAUCAUCAACGAGGAGCCAUUUUGUUGGUGCAAUCUUGAAGGAUGUUACGCUUCCGAUGCCCCAGCAUGGCACAGUGUGUCUUGUUCGUGGACAAGGUCCAGUCUUGCUGUAUCAGGUUUCAGAGCACGAUACACGUAUGUUGGUGGAUGUCAAGCAACCACUACCUUCUGAUCUCAAGGGUCACAUCCUUCAAAACGUCGCUCCUCAACUCCCUUCUGCUUUGCAUGUCGCCAUUCAUAACGCACUCGAGAGUGACCGCCUAAGACGCAUGCCCAAUUCAUUUCUACCACCAGUCGAACAAGGAGGUAAACAUAUGAAGGAGGGUGUCAUUCUUUUGGGUGAUGCUUGGAACAUGCGACAUCCGCUCACAGGCGGAGGUAUGACUGUUGCCUUGAAUGAUGUGGUCAUUCUCUCCAAAUUGUUGACACGUGUGGACAACUUUGGCGACUGGGACAGCAUUUCCGAUUUAUUGCAUGAGUGGCAUUGGGCAAGGAAGCCACUUUCAUCAACUAUCAAUAUCCUGAGUGUCGCUCUGUAUGACCUAUUUGGGGCUGAUGGAGAAUUGUUGGCUGUAUUGCAGACUGGCUGCUUCAAAUAUUUCGAAUUGGGCGGUGAAUGCAUUAACGGACCCGUUUCGCUGUUAUCUGGCAUUGCCCCUUCACCAAUGCUACUGGCAUAUCACUUUUUUUCGGUCGCACUAUACGCCAUUUGGAUCCUUUUUACCCAUGAAAGACCUGUGCCAGGUCAAGCCCAGGAUACAGAGAAACCUAUCCUAGCUGCACCACGGAUCAUUGAAUACCCGGGACUGUGCAUCAAGAGUUUUAGAGUCUUCUGGAUGGCAUGUAUUGUGUUUGGACCACUUCUCUGGACUGAGAUACGUUGGUGGUAAAUGAUAGACAUAGGUUUAUAGAUGGAUUAGGAUUAUUUGUUUUAUUUUGUAAUUAUGUUUCCCUUCUUAUUAACUAAUUCUAUACCCUUGCAGGAGUAAUGAAUGUUU
Serpula lacrymans var. lacrymans S7.9 is the source of this 1659-nucleotide messenger RNA. RefSeq lists its product as uncharacterized. Gene Ontology annotation, molecular function: squalene monooxygenase activity; flavin adenine dinucleotide binding. The record is from RefSeq and is a predicted model, not a curated record. Lineage: Eukaryota; Fungi; Basidiomycota; Agaricomycetes; Boletales; Serpulaceae. Bases 88 to 1551 code for a protein of 487 amino acids. The transcript is spliced from 5 exons. Gene Ontology annotation, biological process: ergosterol biosynthetic process. Gene Ontology annotation, cellular component: membrane; endoplasmic reticulum.